ACCAAACCAGAGGGGAGGUAAAUUAUAUUUACAUUGAAAAUUAAAAAUGAAUUUUGUCCAUUUCAGUGUCAGCCGAACGGUGCCGUGUACUUCUUUAUUCUGAAUACUUGCUGCAGAUCAGUAUUCGAGUACAGCUCAAAGCAGAACAAAUUUGAAUAUUAAAGGAAACCCAAAUUCCGAUCCCAUUUCCCCGGCAGAGGAAAUUUGGUGACCGUUGGAAAAGCAUUAUUGGUGGGAUUUUGUGCUGCAACGAAGUAGAAAGGAGGACAUAAGGAGAGAUGCUCAGGUUUUCAAGGCGUUGCUUCUGCACUGGUGUCACACGGCCAUGGCUCUUUGUAGGCUUGGGUAAUCCUGGAGAUAAAUAUCGAGGGACUAGGCACAAUCAGGUGGGGUUUGAGAUGGCUGAUGCAUUCGCUGAAUCAGAAGGGAUUUGUAUGAACACAGUUCAUUGCAAAGCUAUUUUUGGACAAGGUUUUGUUGGUGAUGCCCCUGUGCUCCUUGCAAAGCCUCAAACUUAUAUGAAUUUGAGUGGUGAAUCUAUAGGGCCACUUGCAGCUUAUUAUAAGUUACCUCUUAAUCGUGUGAUUGUGUUUCAUGACGACAUGAACUUACCUUGUGGAGUGCUUCGACUUCACAACGCUGGAGGUCAUGGGAGGCACAACGGGCUGAAGAGUGUGAUUUACCAUUUUCGAGGGAAUCGAGAGUUUGCUCGACUAAGGAUUGGUAUUGGGAGCCCUCCUGGUCAAAUGGAUCCUAAAGCUUUUUUGCUUCAGAAAUUCAAUGCAGUAGCUCGAGAUCGAAUUGAUGCUGCUUUACCAGAAGGAGUUGAAGUAUUGAAGCUCCUUUUAUCUAAAGGGUUGACAGAGAGUGCAAGACAUUUCAACACACAACAGAAAUACAAGCAUAUAAGGUUACAAACUUUGCAGACUUGAAUAUCAGGUACUCUCUGGUUAUCACAGGAAGAGAGAGCAAGAGAGUUUCUGGACAACAUCAAUGAACGUAGUUACAGAAUUUAGUUAACUUUGUUGUGUAAUAUGAUGUGCUGUUAAUCAAAUAUUUAAUUGAAUCAUAGUACUACUGGGUUUCCUACCCAACAAUUCUUAUUUGAAACCCAUGCAAUGAAGUCAAAGGAAAAACCCGUGUAUAGUAAGAAAUAGAACGAGGGGAUUGUUUUGUUCACCCCUUGUGAAAUUGUUUAUCAUGAGAUAUGCCCAGAUUUUUUG
Mangifera indica (mango) is the source of this 1223-nucleotide messenger RNA. Its product is annotated as peptidyl-tRNA hydrolase, mitochondrial. The transcript has 10 exons. Lineage: Eukaryota; Viridiplantae; Streptophyta; Magnoliopsida; Sapindales; Anacardiaceae. Bases 279 to 932 code for a protein of 217 amino acids. The record is from RefSeq and is a predicted model, not a curated record. Gene Ontology annotation, molecular function: peptidyl-tRNA hydrolase activity.